Molecule: messenger RNA, 2575 nt
Organism: Daucus carota subsp. sativus
Lineage: Eukaryota; Viridiplantae; Streptophyta; Magnoliopsida; Apiales; Apiaceae
Product: ubinuclein-1
Exons: 13
Coding region: 136-2331 (731 amino acids)
Biological process (GO): chromatin organization
Cellular component (GO): nucleus
Source: RefSeq, a predicted model, not a curated record
UUAGAGCGGUUACGCAUUUUCCCUAUCCCGCGCAUCUUUCACAUUAUAUACACACCUCUAUACGUACACAUACACACUUAUAAAAUCUUCCCCAAUCUCUAUCAGUUUUUUAAAACCCUAGGUUUUGUAAUUGAGAUGAGCGAAGGUGACGCUGCACCGGCGAGGGCUCCGCCGGCGUAUUUGACUGCCGGAGGUCGGCAGAGAUUCGAAGUGGAGUUGAGGCCGGGCGAGACGACGAUCGUGUCGUGGAAGAAGCUUGUGAAAGAUGCUAAUAGAGCUGCGAAGGAUGCGGCUAAGUCGGCCAAGGUGAAAUCUCCGGCGCCGGAGAUGCCGGCGGUUGCGAAGCCUGAUUCGGAGACUCGCGUUGCUCCGGGGGAGCCUCCUGAAGAUGAUGCCCAAGAUGCACCUCCUGCGAGUCGUUUUAGUGCUGUAAUUGAGAAGAUCGAACGGUUAUACAUGGGGAAAAAUAGUAGCGACGAGGAAGAUCUUAAUGAUGUUCCUGAUGAUGAUGAAUAUGACACUGAAGAUUCAUUCAUUGACGACGCUGAACUGGAUGAGUACUUUCAAGUCGACAACUCUGCAAUAAAGCAUGAUGGUUUUUUUGUCAACCGUGGGAAAUUGGAGCGCAUAAAUGAGCCCACCACAUCAGUUUCACACCAACACCAACAACAAAAGAAGCGAAAAAGGAAAGAUUUGGCAGAAAGGCCUGGGGAAAGCAACAAUGGAGAGGCUCAGAAUAAAAAUUUAAAAGUAAGCAAGAAAACUGCAGCAGGGUCUUUGACCUUACCAGAGAAAGACUUUACAGAUUCUACUCUUGUUAUGGCUCUACCAUCUGUAAAUUGUGAAGGUGCGAUGGUCCAGAACCAGUCAAAUUCUUCUGAAAUUAUUGCAAAAAAGAAAUCGGCCAGUGUGAAAAAGGCGUCACACCAGUCCCCGAUGAGAGUUUCAAAUGGUGAGGUCGUAGCAGAGGAGAAAGGUGACAAAUUGAAGGCAGGAGUGCUCCCUACUGAGCGCCACAGUAGCAAAUCUAAAGAUCGCAAUGAGUAUUCUGGUACUUCAAAUCAGAUGCUAAAUAAAAAAUCAGUGGGCAGCGGUGAAGACAUGGGACAAUCAGCUCAGCAGGGUGAAAAGAUUAGAAUUGGUGAACAGUCUAAACAAACUAUGAAGGUUCCGCAUGUUCAGAGGAAGGAUGGUUCUAGUAGCAAGUCCAAAACUACAAUGCUUGAAAAAGCCAUCAGGGACUUAGAGAAGAUGGUUGCAGAAUCAAGGCCUCCAAGUACAGAGAUUUCAGAUGCUGAUGUCUUGAAUCAGACCAGCAAAAGAAGGAUGCCACCGGAAAUGAAGCCUAAGCUUGCUAAAAUUGCUAGACUAGCGCAUUCAACCCAUGGAAUAUCCAAGGAACUGCUUAACCGUUUGAUGAGUAUUGUUGGCCACAUGAUACAACUCAGGACAUUAAAGAGAAAUUUGAAAAUCCUUGGUGAUAUGAGUUUGUCCGCAAAGCAGGAGAUAAAUGCUAGGUUCGAGCAGAUGAAGAAAGAGAUUAUUGAUAUGGUUAAAGUUCGUGUCCCUUUGAUGAAAUCCAAGGCAAUUGAGCAACCAGGUGGAACAUCAGAUGAUUUUCAAAAACUUGGUACUACAGAUAAAGAAGUCCUUAAACAAAAGUUUAGCAUGGAUGAUGCACUAGAGGACAAGAUAUGCGACCUCUAUGAUUUAUACGUUCAAGGGAUGGAAGAAGAUUCAGGACCACAGGCGCACAAACUCUAUGCAGAGCUUGCAGAACUGUGGCCGAAGGGCUGUAUGGACAACCAUGGGAUUAAACGUGCUAUAUGUAGGGCUAAAGAUAGAAAGAAAGCAGUGCAAGGCUUGUACAAGGAUCCAGAGAAAAAGAAAAGAAAGAAGCCCAUAUCAAACAAAGAGGAGAUUCAAGUGGAUACUAACUCUGUUAAAUUGUCACAAAACGUGCAAGACAAAUUGUUAACUGAACCCGCUGUUUCGGUUGACAAAUCAGUUUCCGGUGUAACCGCUCCAGAUACAUCCACAAAGGCUUCUACUGUGGUUGUAAAUGGAGCCAACAUGGACCGACCAAAGCAAGAGAAGCUAAAGGGAAAUUCUAAUAAUUUUAAUGAUGUGAAGAUAACUGAAUUAUUGGCGAAAAAGAAAUCAAAACGCAAGUCAGAAUCGGAGUUGGGUGAAGCUCUUGCUCGUUCUGACAAGUUAAAUUCUGAACAUGCUGAGGAUAGAAACAAAUCUAUCAAGCAUUCUGCUGUGUCUUCCCCCAAAACAAAUCUUCAGUCAGUUGCUCCUCCAACUAGUUCUGAAAAUAUGCAAUAAAGCAUCAUCUUCCCAAUGAGUUCUUGUACUGAUGGAGAAUGUGUAAUAGAUAUUCGUUAUAUCAUGUUUGUUCUUGGAUAGCCAGUGAGUUCUUUUACUGGCGGAAAAUGAGUGAUAGAUAUUCGUUAUAUCAUGUUUGUUCUUGGAUAGCAGUGCAAGGUAAUAAAUUGCUUCUGCUCAUAUUUUCUGGAUUUUGUAACUAUGUUGAUUAAAUAUUUAAAUGUUAAAUGCAUUUUUGAUCGAA